Messenger RNA from Dibothriocephalus latus, 142 nucleotides. The record is from the annotation of a GenBank genome assembly. Lineage: Eukaryota; Metazoa; Platyhelminthes; Cestoda; Diphyllobothriidea; Diphyllobothriidae.
CGAUUUGGAUCCAUCCUCCAGCCGGAGGAGGUGGACAACUUCUACGUUGCCACAGGAACCGAUGUUUAUUCAGGCGGCAGCGGUGCUUCCGGGGCUGGUAGCAGUGGUGCCGGUGCUGCCGGCAGUGUCCCACCUGUUGGAA